Molecule: messenger RNA, 2316 nt
Organism: Penicillium daleae
Lineage: Eukaryota; Fungi; Ascomycota; Eurotiomycetes; Eurotiales; Aspergillaceae
Product: putative C6 transcription factor
Exons: 3
Coding region: 1-2316 (771 amino acids)
Biological process (GO): regulation of DNA-templated transcription; DNA-templated transcription
Molecular function (GO): zinc ion binding; DNA-binding transcription factor activity, RNA polymerase II-specific; DNA binding
Source: RefSeq, a predicted model, not a curated record
AUGGAGGACCAGGCUGGCCCCGCAGACAAGUCUAAACAAACCGAGCUGGGCGCAGCUGCUCCUACUACGACGACAGGGACCGCUUUUGCGUCGCGCUCAUCUGCGCCCCGGGUCCGUCUUAGCUGUGAAGCAUGCCGUCAGCGGAAAGUCAGGUGCGAUAAGCUUAGUCCCUGCACCAGCUGCGUGCGCCUGGGAUUUGUCUGCGUCCCCGUCGAGCGAGCUCGUCUGCCACGGGGCCGCACCAGGAAAGCCCCCGAGCGGCUGCAUGGCUCAAACAAGGAGCUAGUGGAACGAGUCGCGAAGCUGGAGGAGCUGUUGACAAUGUUGGCGACCGAGCGCGAUGCCGUCUCUCAUACCGACUCAUCACGAGAGCCGUCACGAUUCACGCCCACCAGCACCGAGGCUAGCUUCGAGACGAAUAUGGUUGACGUCGAGCCUUGGCGGGCUCAGGAUCUACAGCCCAAUACGCAUGCCUUACCGCACCGGCCACGUCCCUCGACGACUUACAUGGCUAGUUCGUUUUGGGAAGAUAUCAUGCAGCAGACACAAGAACUCCGCACAGUCUUGGAUGACCGCUUGGAGGAUGAAGAGGAAGAGGAAGAGUCCAAGAAUCAACCUAGCUUCGGGGCCUCUUUGGUCGGCUCAGAGACCUCAGAGAGCAUGUCCGGUUCUCCUCAGUCGUACAAGGGACUCUCCAUUUCGCCCCAGACAAGACGGCAGCUGUGUGAUAUCUAUUUGCACAAUGUUGAUCCGGUCUUCAAGGUCCUCCAUCGGCCUACGCUGAGGGCCUUUCUUCAUGACGACCAACCUUAUCUUGAUUACGAACCCGAUCACCAAGCUCCCGCUACCUUAGCAUGGGCUGUAUAUUAUGCGGCCGUCUGCACUAUGGACAAUGCCCGAUGCCAACAGUUGUUCGGUGUCGACAAGAAGACGAUCUCUGCCGACCUGCAAAAAGAAACGGAAGCUGCUCUGGUAAAAGCGGAGUUCGUGACUACCAACGAGUUGACAGUUCUACAAGCCUAUGUGAUUUCAUUGCUUGCUGCCCGCUGCCAAGAUCAAAGCCGACGGGUAUGGACUAUGCUCGCCAUGGCUCUUCGAGUGGGCCAAGCCCUGUCUCUCCAUAUGCCCACUCCCCCCUUCCAGGUCAGUCCUUUCGAACAGGAGCUGCGACGACGCACAUGGCAGGCCAUUGGCCUUCUCGAUUUAGCAGCGGCUCUCGACCGCGCAUCUGAACCAAUGAUGCAAUCUACUUGGCUGGAUGUGGUCCCGCCGGCGAACAUCAAUGACGACGAUAUCUGGCAUGGCAUGGACGUGCCGUUCAAGGUGCAUCCAGAGGGCACUUUCACCGACAUGACCCAGACGUUGAUUAUUGGGGCAGCGCAGUCUGUGGCCCGAACAAUCGGAUUCACCGAUUUUAUCGAGCCUACGGUCAGAUCAUCGUUGAGGCGACAGGAGAUCCUCGCGAAUUUCCGGAGAAAUGCGAAUACCCUCUUAGCUGAAUGCAGACCUGAGCUAUCCUCGUACCACCUCUACGUGUCGCGGGUAGCCUUGACUAUCUUCGGUUGGUUACAACUAGGGUGUGUCCGACCAAUCCAACGAGGUAGAAAUUGGGUUCCCCCGCCUGUCGAGGGCGAUGCGCUCCUCAGCCUGGCUUGUGAUAAUUUGCAAAAAUUAAUGGAGACCGCCAAUGACCCUGAGAUGAGGCCAUGGAUGUGGUUCGGGUCCAUGUGGGUUCCCUGGCAUGGACUGGCAGUUGCCCUUGCCGAGCUUUGCGUUUGCAGGGACCCGGCGACGAUAGCCAAGCACUGGCCGGUCGUGGAGCAAGUAUACCACCAGUCGAGUUUCGUCAUUGCAGACUCCCAACACGGGAUGCUGUGGAAACCACUUCAGAGACUCAUGAACCAGGCACGCACCCACCGGAAACAAAUGCUCGCUAGCCAGUCUCCUACCGAGGCAAUCCGCCAGUUCACGAUCAGCGAUAUACCGGCCAUGGAGGAAUUACCCCCUCAACUUGUUCCUCCACCCGUCACCGAGCAGUACAAUCCCCAGGCCAAUAUCCUCACAGACCCAACGGCCGUCUAUACUCUGGGCCUGGAAGCGCCGAACAUUGCUGCUGGUCAGCAACUUGAUCCUGCCAUCACCAUGGCACCCCCGGCGUUUACGAUUGAACCGUGGCACUCCGUCUGGGAACAAAUGGACUACAUGGGCAAUACUGGGCUUCAGCCUCAGGAGAACAACGCGUGGCUUAACUACGAGAACUUCAUGGGCGAGAUAUAUGACAGCGUCGAAAGCAUGUUUUUCCCUCCACAAGGAUGA